Messenger RNA from Closterium sp. Naga37s-1, 2868 nucleotides. NCBI's taxonomy places the organism in Eukaryota, Viridiplantae, Streptophyta, Zygnematophyceae, Desmidiales, Closteriaceae. The record is from the annotation of a GenBank genome assembly.
AUGGAGGCGGCAGUGAGGGCGCUCGGCGCGCAGCUGGCGGAGAUGCGGGGGGAACUGGCAGAAACGCGGAGGGAAAUGGAGGAGAUGAGAGCGAUGGAGCAGCGAGUGCGAAUGGAGGUGGCACAGGCGCGGGAGGAGAGGCAAGCAGGAGCGUUUGAGUGGCGGCAGCAGCUGACAGGAGUGAGCGCUGCAGUGGCGGAGAGGGAGAGAGAAACACGAGAGGUGGCUCGGUUUUUGGGUGCACUCCAGGGCACGGUGCAGGGGGUGCAGGGGACGAUGCGCAGCCGUGCAAGCAAGGGGGAGGUGGCGGCUGUGAGGAAGCGGCUGGGGGGAGCGCGGAAGGGCGUGAUGGGCGCGGUGAGAAGGGAGGUGGCAGCAGCGGUCAGAGCAGAAGUUGCAGCAGCAGCAAGGGGGGAGAGAGGAGGAGCGCAGCAAGAGGUGCAACGGGGGGUGCAGCGAGAAGAGCAGCAAGAGGAGCAGCGAGAGGAGCGGAGAGAGGAGCGGAGAGAGGAGCGUGAGAGUGAAAGCGAGUGUGGGAGUGAGUGUGAGAACAAGGGCCUUGUGACGCAGCUGGUGCAGGAGAAGACAGCCCUACUGUGCGAAAAGACUGCUGCAGAAGCAGAGGUGCGAGAGCUGCAAGCACAGGUGGAGGCGAUGAGAGAGAACGAGCAGAGAGUGGGAACGGAGCCGAUACAAGGACAGGAAGGAAGACGGAUUGAGGUGCAAGACCGCGGGCAGCCGGUACGAGAAAGUGCUGCAGUGGCGGAGAGGGAGGGAGAAGCAGGGGAGGUGGCUGGAGCUAUCAGUGCGCUCCAGGCUACGGUGCAGAGGGUUGUGCAGAGCGGUGUAGGGGUUGUAGGGGAGGUGGAGGGGGUGGCGUCAAAAGUGAGACUGGCGGGGGCAUGGAAGAACGUGUUGGACGCGGUGAAAAAGGAGGUGACAGCAGCGGUGAUGGCUGUGGUGAUGGGGGACGAGGAGGACGGGGCUGGAACGAACGGGGAGGGGGCACGAGUGCUGACACCGAUGCAGAAACUGAUGGUGAAAAUGAUGGGGCCGCGCUCGGAGCGAGAGUACCGGAGAGCGACAGGGCAGAGAAUGUUGGGGGCGAUGUGUGAGUGCGAGAACAAGGGGUGUGUGGCGCACCUGGUUAAGGAGAGCACAGAGCCUGUGUACAUGAAAGAAGCGAAGGAUGCAGCAGCGGAGGUGAAAGAGCUGAAAGAGGCUUUGGGUGCUGCUCUGCGGAGGAAUGGUGAGAUGGGUGCUGUGGUGGAGGAGAGGGCGAGGGAGCUGGGUCAAGUGAAGGGGGAGCUGAGUAAGGUGUUGGCUGAAUGGCAGAGACAAGUCACUGAAGCUCCCAGAGAGAUGGACGUUGACAAGGAAAUCAGGGAGAGCACAGGGGAUCGAAGGAAUAUAUGGCUGGCUAUCCAAUCCGCCUCACAAGGAGAAAAGCUACACGCGCUUCUUGCGCUCUCGCUGGCGCUACUGGUCGUCGCGGCCCGCGCCGGCAGUCCCAUCACGAGCAGCUCGGCGAACGAGAAGCCCGACCUGAGCAGCAAGAAGGACGACGGGCUGAUGACGGAGAUCCCCGCGGACAUCGCGAAGCAAGCAGCGGCGGGCAACGCGGCGGGAGUGACGUACGUAGACACGGCGCAGGACACGUUCUUCAUGGCGGACGUGAAGAAGGCCGGGUGGAACGCGCAGAAGUGCCCGCCCGGUUUGAACAAGGAGCUCGCGGGCGCGUGCACGCCCAAGAACUGCUCCAAGGGCGGCAUCGCCGCCAAGUGGAAAACCGCUUACCUGCAGAAGAACAAGCUCGGAUACGAGCUGUACGUGCCGGGUAACCCGCUCACGCUGCUCAAGGCGAACCCCGCUUCGUGCUGCAACACGUGCGCCGCGACGCCUCUGUGCACGUACUGGCAGUACAUCCCCGACAUCACGAUCGACGGCAAGAAGGGCAAGGGCGCGUGCUACCUGAUUCACGACCAGAUCGACUUCACGUGCGGAGAGAUGACCGCGCAGUACAACACGGAGACGAAGCCCGUGCCGCUGCAGGUGCGCAUCGGCGGCGAGUGCAACCCGAGCGCGAAGAUUCUCAACGACCCGCAUCUGGUGGGCGCGCACGGCACGCACUUCGACUUCAACGGGCGGCCCGACAAGGCGUUCUGCCUGCUGACGGACCGCGACCUGCACGUGAACAUGCUGCUGCGCGGGUACUACGACGCGCGCACCGACAACGCGGCGCUCGUGGUGGACGGCAAGGCCGUGCACACGUGGAUCAAGGAGCUCGGCAUCGUGUGGACCGCGGCCGGCGCGGACCACAAGAUCAGGCUGGCGGCGCGCAGCGGCAAGCAGCAGGAGCGUGGCGAGGGAUUCAUGAAGUCGAUCGAGAUCGACGGCGAGGAGAUUCCGCGCAUGCAGUUGGGCGACUCGGUGACGAGCGCGGGCGGGCUGACGGUCCAGUUCCGCGCGGAGGAGAAGGAGGGGCCGUUCGACGUGGACUACUAUCUGCUCACUAUCGACGGACUCGUCUCCCUCGACCUCCGCCUGCGCGUCGCGCACCCCAAGCUGCAGACGCCAACAGACGCCGAGGCGCAUAUUAAUGUGGGGAUCGCUGAGCUCGAGCACACGGACGAGAUUCACGGCGUGCUCGGUCAAACCUACCGCGCGGAUCACUCGCAGCGCGCCGCGGACUUCCAGCGCCUGAUCGCGAGCCUGCACCGUCCGAUCUCCGCCGAUGGCGCGGAGGGCGAGGGGUUUCUGGAUGGCACGCCCCGGUCGUACGAGGCGAGUGACGUGCUCGCGGUGGACUGCGCAUACACCGCGUAUGGCCGCGCCCGGCAAGCCAUGCCCGUGCAGCAGCUUCCUUAA